AAAAAAAAGACGCGUUGAGAAGCCAAAGAGUGCUUGUAGCACUCCGAGUUGCAUUGGGGCUGUUCCUAAUCACCGCGUGAGGAAAGGAAAGCCGUGCAUGUGGGUUUGAUUGGAGCGGCGCGAUGCUUGUUUUCUUUUGACCGAUCGCAACCCAGCCCCGCCGCUCCGGGCUCUUUGUGUGCGUGUGAGCGUGCCUCGAUGGGAGCUCGUCCCGCUCCACUCCCACCCGCCAUCCCCUAAGCUGGGGGCUGUCCGAGGAGGGGACAUCCCCACGUGUCACUGUGAUGCCGGGGCUGUAGGUCGCUCUGUGGGCAGCGCGCACCGCUCUGGGAUGGCUGUGUACGCCCUCACCGGCUUCUCGCUGGUCAGCCUGCUCAGCUUUGGCUAUUUAUCGUGGGACUGGAUGAAGCCUGGCUUGGUGGCUGAUGUGGCUACGAGCCCCAUGGAGAAAUCGCUGCCUCCUUCCUUCACCCGCCCGCCGCACAUCAUCUUCAUCCUGACUGAUGACCAGGGCUACCACGACGUCGGGUACCACGGCUCUGACAUCCAGACGCCCACCUUGGACAGGUUGGCAGCUGAGGGCGUGAAGCUGGAGAACUACUACAUCCAGCCCAUCUGCACGCCGUCCCGCAGCCAGCUGAUCACCGGCCGGUACCAGAUCCACACAGGGCUGCAGCACUCCAUCAUCCGCCCCCGGCAGCCCAACUGCCUGCCCCUUGACCAGGUCACCCUGCCCCAAAAGCUGCAGGAAGCCGGCUACUCCACGCACAUGGUGGGCAAGUGGCACCUCGGCUUCUACAAGAAGGAGUGCCUGCCCACCCGCAGGGGCUUCGACACCUUCCUGGGCUCCCUGACAGGCAACGUGGACUACUACACCUACGACAACUGCGACGGGCCGGGCGUCUGCGGCUACGACCUGCAUGAAGGGGAGAACGUGGCAUGGGACCAGAGUGGGAAAUACUCCACCUUCCUCUAUGCCCAGCGUGUCAGCAAGAUCCUGGCAUCCCACAGCCCCAAGGAGCCCAUCUUCAUCUACGUGGCCUUCCAGGCAGUGCACACUCCGCUGCAGUCACCCAAGGAGUACAUCUACCGCUACCGCUCCAUGGGCAACGUCGCUCGCCGCAAGUACGCGGCCAUGGUGACGUGCAUGGAUGAGGCAGUGAAGAACAUCACCUGGGCCCUCAAGAAGUAUGGUUAUUAUGACAACAGUGUGAUUGUCUUCUCCACGGACAAUGGUGGGCAGACGUUCUCUGGGGGAAGCAACUGGCCGCUGCGAGGCCGCAAAGGGACGUACUGGGAAGGGGGUGUGCGUGGCAUCGGUUUUGUCCACAGUCCAUUGAUCAAGCGCAAGCGACGGACCAGCUGGGCACUGGUGCACAUCACAGACUGGUACCCCACCCUGGUGAGUCUGGCCAGGGGCAACCUGAGCAAUGUCCCAGGCCUGGAUGGUUACAACGUCUGGCCUGCCAUCAGCGAGGGGAAGGAGUCACCGCGAACUGAAAUCCUGCAUAACAUUGACCCCCUCUACAACCACGCCAAGUACGGCUCCUUGGAGGAUGGCUUCGGUAUCUGGAACACGGCCGUGCAGGCCUCCAUCCGCGUCGGGGAGUGGAAGCUCCUCACCGGGGACCCCGGUUACAGCGACUGGAUCCCCCCGCAGACGCUGACCAACUUCCCGGGCAGCUGGUGGAACCUGGAGCGGCUGACCGACGGCUUGAGAAAAUCCGUGUGGCUUUUCAACAUCACUGCAGACCCCUACGAGCGCUACGACCUCUCGGAGCAGCGCCCCGACAUCGUCCGAGCGUUGCUGACCCGUCUAGUGCACUACAACCGGACGGCCAUCCCAGUGCGCUACCCUGCUGAGAACCCUCGUGCCCACCCCGACUUCAAUGGAGGUGCUUGGGGGCCUUGGGCCAGCGAGGAUGAGGUGGAGGAGUGGGAAGGUGGUGGUGGGGAACCCCCCAAGAGUCGGAGCAAGAAGAAGAAGUGUAAAAUCUGCAAACUGCGCUCCUUCUUCCGCAAGCUGAACACCAGGCUCAUGUCCAACCGCAUCUGAGCGGAGGGUCCCCAGCGCCGACACAGCCUGGCCAGGGUGGAGAUAGAGACGGCAGUGCUAUGGGGUGGGAUGGAGGGAGAGGGAUGGACGGGGUUCACCCCGAACACUUCUGCACUUGGCCGGACCACAGAGAAGGCAGACAGACCAGCAGGGAUAGGCAGUGUGGGCUCAUGGCUGUGCACAGCCUCUUCAGAGCCAGACAUUCUUCUGGAGGACCAUGCAGGCUGUGAGCUUUGGCCAUGGCAGCAGCACAAGGGUGGGGGUGCGGAGCGCCUGGCCAGCCUCAGUCAGUCUGGCUGCAAUUUUUCCCUUGGUGUUUCUCUGUAGAUACAUGUUGCUGACUUGCUACAUGCUGCUGAGCAGCUGCUUGGUUUGCUCCUGAUCUAGGAACUUGAGGGCUUCCCCAAACCCAAGACAAUGGCAUUUCCCCGUUAUACUUCCCUAUAGAAGGAUGGCUUCCUGGAGGUGGACUCAGCCUUGGUGUGAUGAGGUCCUCACCUUUGGCCAUGGCUUCUCUUCUCCACUGGCUUUGGGCGGCCAGGAGCAGCCCUGGAGCUGUGCCUGUAAGAACGUGGUUGGAAGCAGUGCCUUGAUGCAUGCAGAGGACAAACGCUUCUGGACAGCCCGAUGCAUGGGAGGCAGCUUUGUCUCAAAGGUCCCCAAUAGUUCAUCCCCAGCUCUGCCUGGUUGGAUCCCAUGGCUGCACGGCUGGAGGCACCCCUAAGUUCCUCUCUGUGCAUCCUACGACCAAGCCCAGGACAGACAAAAGACCUCAGGAAGAUCUCAUAGAUCUGCUCCAUCACUGCAGGACAUGGAGCCCCGGGGUCAUGGAGACGGACAUCCCUUCACCCUCCCCUUUCCUGCAGGUGGGCAGGAUGUGCCAGCACAUCCCCUCACAUGGACACAGCGCUGUGCCCCCGCGCUCCCCGCGGACGUGCGCUCUGAUGGGAGCUGGCGCGGAUGAAAGAGGGUAAAUAGCUUUAAAAGCAUUUUGGAUGCACGGUGCAUUUCCAUUUACACAAUGUGUUUUACAUUUCUCCCCACAGGUUUCUCUUGGUGCAGCGCGUGUAGGCGAAGGCCCUGCUGUGAAUUUUGAAAAUAGUUAUUUUUGUCUCUGGAAAAUGAGGCCCGUUAGGACUUGUCAGCUCUUGGAUGAGCAG
This is a messenger RNA of Phasianus colchicus (ring-necked pheasant), 3216 nucleotides long. RefSeq names its product arylsulfatase family member I (gene ARSI). Gene Ontology annotation, molecular function: sulfuric ester hydrolase activity. NCBI's taxonomy places the organism in Eukaryota, Metazoa, Chordata, Aves, Galliformes, Phasianidae. The record is from RefSeq and is a predicted model, not a curated record.